Penicillium riverlandense is the source of this 648-nucleotide messenger RNA. RefSeq lists its product as uncharacterized. Lineage: Eukaryota; Fungi; Ascomycota; Eurotiomycetes; Eurotiales; Aspergillaceae. Bases 1 to 648 code for a protein of 215 amino acids. The transcript has a single exon. The record is from RefSeq and is a predicted model, not a curated record.
AUGGACUCCAUAAUCCCCCCAGCAGGGGACCUGUCCUCCGAAAAAGCCGCGCCGCUCGCCGUCCCUUUCAAACGCGAGGAGCUCAUCGGCUCCCCCUCUUCAAGCGCCAACCAACGCCGGUACACCACAAUCUCGAUCCCGAGCACCUACGGCCAACAAGACUCGAGCACCUCCCCCGGAACCGUGGUCGGCAUAGUCCUCGGCAGCGUGGGCGGCUUCGUCCUCCUCCUGUACCUAGUCAUCAUUGCCCUGAACCCCGGCGGCUUCUCGCGAGGAGGAGGCUUAUCCGUCGACGAGGAGAUCGUCAUACGCAGCCGGCACGGAACGCUAUCCUCGAGCCGUCCAUCCAGCCGUCGGCGCCGCAGCGAAGUCGUCGAGGUGGUCGAGGAGCGCGGUAGUCGCCGGCCAUCGUCGUCGCGAUACCGUCGCCGGGACUCGGAUGAUCGCAUCGUUGUCGAGGAGUCAGUCACUGCUACUACGACUACAGAUGAUGUCGUGGAGGUCGUUGAGGAGGAAUCCUCGACGGCUUCGACCUUGUCCACUGUGCCGAAGAGGCACAAGCGCGGUUCGAGUGGGAGGGGUGCUUAUCGCAGUGUUGAUCCCCGCGAGUAUGGGGGUGGGGGUUCGUAUGCCAGUCGGUAUCGGUGA